Messenger RNA from Eublepharis macularius, 1726 nucleotides. RefSeq names its product small integral membrane protein 32 (gene SMIM32). Lineage: Eukaryota; Metazoa; Chordata; Lepidosauria; Squamata; Eublepharidae. The record is from RefSeq and is a predicted model, not a curated record.
UGUUAUUUCUACAAUCACAUUGUCCUGCCUUGCAGGGGUGUUGUGAGGAUUGCUGAGAUAAUCUGUGUGAAGUCCUUUGAGUAGUGGGGCUGCAAAUGCUCUGAAGGGUUUAACAGAAGAAUCGCUUUCAACAUCGGGUCUUUGCAAGAUACCACAGACUCCAGAAACAUUUGGCACCGCCGUGUAGUUCUCCCCUGAGCGAAGAGACGCGGCUUGCGACUCAGCUUCUGGGGAAAGGGGGAAAGUCACGUACCGAGCAGCUGGGGUUGGAGCUCUUGUCCCAGGCGCGCAGGCAGACCGGCGGGAAAGAAGGCUUGGGUUCUUUCCUUUCACAAGAAAGUACGAUGUCGAUGAUGCCGACUGGAAGGGCAACCUCGACGCGGUAGACUCACUCGGAGUUUCUCAGCCUCAGCCGCAGAGGGACAGAACAAGCUUUGCCCCAGAACAGGCUUCCCGGUUCGUGCAAGACCAGGCGAGAUCACGGAAGCCAUCGCCUGCUACGCAGGAGCGGUGUCUUCAUCUUAACUCAGCAGAAGGGCGGUCUGAGGAACGGGGACUCAGCUCAGCGUCAAGGAAGACCCUGUUGCGUUGGACGGACGUGGGUUUUUGUUGGAGCUUGUGGCUUUUCUCCUGAGCAAGUGAGGGUAAGACUUCAGCCCGCUAUUGGGGCUGGUAUAACCCAGCAGGUUAUCUAAGAUCUGUUUGCCCCUGCCGGUUGGGCUGUCCUGCUAAAGUUACCAAACUCCAUGACCCUUUGGCUUCUCCAUGCAACCGGUCUUCAGGUAGUAUGCUGGAAAACCGAGACACAGAUAAGAAACGGCCAAGCCUAUUUGCAAGACGAUCACUGUGACUUCUUUGAUGGUUGAGCCUUGGGGGUGGCUGUUACAUGAGAUGCUGGGAAGAAACAUCUUGAGCUAUUUUCCGAUACAGAAUGUGGUUUUCUUUAUCUGGGGCGUAUAGGAGAACUAAUUCUCACCACAAAAAACGUGAUUUGUGUACACUUAUGAGCACCAAAGAAGAAAUUUUACACAGGAAAAUGUACGGGGAAUUAUUAAAUUCAACUAAUGCGACAGAUCCUCCUCACCUAAUCAUUCAGACCAACAUUCUUUAUAUCGGGAGCACCCAGAGACCAGUCAGCUCUUCUGCUUUUUAUAUGUCCACAGCAAGGGUAUUAAAAGAAGGUGAGAUAAACAAGCCAGACUUGGUGACUUACAUUGUUCUGUUUUUCUUCUUGCUCUUGGGUGUGACGAUCAUUGUACUUUUUAUUAACUGCCAACUGAAAAAUUCUUUUUUUGCCACACUACCUUAUGACAGAUCAUUGCGAGAAGCUAGAAGCCCUUGGAAGACACAGGCUGUUUGAUCCUCAGCACUAGAAAGGAAAUGCCUGGUGCAUGCUUUGGUAUUGUGAACACUCAUACUUGUAUAAUAAUGCUAUUUCUCUUUGUUACUGGUUGGAGUCAACCGUGUAUAAAUAACAUGCUCUCCCCUAAAUACCAAUAGAGGAUUCUCUGAAAUAUUAGAAAGAUAUAUUGGACAAGAAAUGUUCGCAGCAUAGCUACAAAUAAAAAGACUCCAUAUGGAUUUACAUGAAUAAAACAUCCCAAUUCACUAAUGUGUGGCUAAGAGCAUAUACGUACUAUCUUAUUUCAGACUGCUCUUUAAAAGCAUGGGAGCAGAUUUUCUAGACAAAAUCCCACUGCUGUAUAAUGAUGCUUGUGUUGACAAA